Messenger RNA from Meriones unguiculatus (Mongolian gerbil), 2150 nucleotides. It is a transcript of the gene Nrip2, whose product is annotated as nuclear receptor interacting protein 2. Gene Ontology annotation, molecular function: aspartic-type endopeptidase activity. The transcript has 6 exons. The record is from RefSeq and is a predicted model, not a curated record. The coding region runs from base 553 to 1242 and encodes 229 amino acids. Gene Ontology annotation, biological process: proteolysis. Lineage: Eukaryota; Metazoa; Chordata; Mammalia; Rodentia; Muridae.
GUCCAGAGACUGGAAGGGGGUCAGCAGAGCCAGGUCCACAAAUACACAAGGGACAAGGACACGCUUGCCUGCCGUCCCCAUGCAUACCGAACAUUCGGCCCCACACAAUGGCACUCACUCCCCCUCUGCUGACACGGCACAGCCUCCUGACAGUUUACAACACCCGCACACACAAAUCCACAGCCCACUCUGAGCAGGACCUCAGAGCUGGAUGCUUCUUUGCAGCCUACCAGCUGCGGGCCCUGCUAGCCCUCCCUCUCCUCCAGGGCUGGGUUUUUCCAGCCGGAGCCUCGCUCCCUCUGCUGCAAUCUCUGGAAAUUGGUGUCUGACGAGAGGCUGCUCCUGCCUAUUAUUUAUUUAUUUCUUCUUUUCUUCCCGCUGAGACCCUCCUGUCAGAAGCAGAGCUGCAGUCCGGAGACAGAGAGAGGCAGAAGCUACAGAGAGAGAGAGAGAGAGAGAGAGAGAGAGAGAGAGAGAGAGAGAGAGAGCUGGGAGCAAAGAGGAGGUGGAGAGAGACUCCCGGACACCCUUGUCUGCUCACCCUAGAGAAUCAUGAGCACUGGGCAAGAGGCCAAGAGAGAAGAGGGAGAUUCCAGGAGAGGCCAGGAAGCCUCGCUCCGGGACCGAGCCCACCUGAGCCAGCAGCGCCGGCUCAAACAGGCCACCCAGUUCUUGCACAAGGACUCGGCUGACCUGCUACCCCUGGACAGCCUCAAGAGGCUCGGCACCUCCAAGGACCUGCAGCCACACAGCGUGAUCCAAAGGCGCCUGGUGGAGGGAAACCAGAGGCAGCUUCAGGGGGAGUCUCCCCUGGUACAGGCCCUGGUCCGUGGCCGUGGCAGCAGCAGGACCAGUGUGACACAGGUUCCAGCUCUUCUUGUCAACUGCAAGUGUCAGGACCAGAUGCUUCAAGUGGCCGUGGACACGGGGACCCAGCACAAUCAGAUAUCUGCUGGAUGCCUCAGGCGCCUGGGGUUAGGGGAGAGGGUUCCAAAAGCCCCAGGUGGGGACCUGGCACCUGGGCCUCCAAGUCAGGUGGAACAGCUGGAGCUGGAGCUGGGGCAGGAGACUGUGGCAUGCUCGGCCCAGGUGGUGGAUGUGGACAGCCCUGAGUUUUGCCUAGGACUGCAGACUCUGCUUUCCCUCAAGUGCUGCAUUGACCUGGACCGUGGAGUGCUUCGGCUGAAAGCCCCCUUCUCGGAGCUGCCCUUCCUGCCUGUGUACCAGGAGCCUGGCCAGUGACCACUGUCUCAGCCAGUCCCUAGGGCGACACCGUGCCUUAGGGGAAGAGUGGUGUGGAGUGGGUAUUUGCCUGAGCAGGGCAUCUGGAGACCACUGCAUUAAUCUCUUCUCACCACCCUGAUCCUGCAGUAGGCCACCUCCCUCUCUGCCUCUCCAUAGCUGCCCCAGGAGCUUCCACGGAGACUCUCUGUGACUCAAGGUCCUGGCUUCCCCAUUUUCUCUCUUAUCCAUGCCCAAGAGCAUAGCCAAGUCAGUAAUAGAAAGAGACCUACAUAAAACGGGCUCUAGACUUAGCCCUGGCUGUGGGGGUUCAAGUUACCUGCUGCCCCCACCUGCCUGAAGCCCACCCCAAGCACCCCUCCACUGCCCUCACUCUUCCAUCUCCCACCUCUAAGGCUUAUCCUUCACAGGCAGAUUCCCAUGCCUCAAAGCCUGUGUGCUGGCCUCCUGGUACCUGCCCUUUGACCCUGCACCCAUCUACUUAUAGCUGGGUGGGGGUGACAAAUAAGUAGGACUUAGUCUAGGAAGGUACAGUUCCUGAGCUGAGGGCUUUCAGUCAUUCUCCUUUCUGGCUUGCACAUGUCUGAGUAUCUUUCUGACUGGGCUGAUUUUCACAACAAUAUCUCUAACCCCAACCAAGGAACUGGGUCGCUUACAUGGGAACUAAAUACAAAGCCUAGUAGACCAAAGAGGAGCCUGCACACAAAUGCUUUCUUCACUUUCAAUAGUGGGCUGGUUUAGCCUAAGUGUUGUGGUUCCUGGUCUCAAUCCUGAUUCCCUCCCUCGUCACCUUGCUUUGAGAUCCAUGCCCCUUCCCAGUUUGCCUCCUACUGCUUGUCAAGUGGCAGGCCUGGCCCAGGGCAGGCCCUUAGCCUGCUUCUGCAUUUGAAUAAACACUGUUUCUCUAA